CGCAUGUGUAUGUGCACAAGUGCGUGUAUGGCGUAUUGCUGCUGCUGCUGCACAGUGCUUGCAGUCGUCCGCGAUACCAUCGUAUAUAGAUAUUUAAUGACUAUACAUUUGUUUUAUAUAUGCCUUUGAAAAACGUGAGUUUUCAGUCGUGUAACGCUCACGCCGAGUGCAAUGACUUCGUCGUACACGUAUCUGUGAGAGAACGGAAGGUGCCGAUUAUGAUUUGUUAAGCUGUUUGUUUUUAGAAUCUAUAUAUUUUACGGGCUCGGUGCAAGUUGUCCGUAAUUUUUUAACGAUUGACACAAGGCUCGUUGCGAUGGGCAAUUAUGGUGGUGAUAUUAUUAUUUGUUCGAUAGUUUUAGUUUCGUUGUACGUCGUCUACUUUUCCACUAAUAUUAUCAAGUCGUUAGUUGGAAAUGGAGAAGAUAUUUUGAGUUCUAAAGAGUAUUAUAGUUGGAUUAUACGAUUUUUGUUAAACUUUGCUGGCUAUGCCACGGUUUUGUUGCCUGGAUAUUUAAUUUACAAGUAUGUCAGGAUAAGCAAAUAUUUACAAAGAAAAGGUAAAGGAUGCUUGUCCAGAUUAGUGCAUUCAUGUUUCGUCGGCAGUGGAGAUCAGGGUUUACUAGAUUCUCCUCAUUAUUCUCAAGUUCCAACUAAUAAUGGGCAACCACGUACAUUUUUGCAAGAUACUUUUAUCCUUGUGCAUUGUUUCCUAGGAUUGCAAGCUAGUUAUCUAACAUGGGGCUAUUUACAAGAGAAAAUUAUGACCCAGGAAUAUGUUGAUGAACUUGGAAAUAAAGGUCAUUUCAAGGAUUCUCAAUUUCUAGUCUUUAUAAACCGUGUUUUAGCUGUAAUUAUUUCAUCAAUUUGUUUGAUGGUCAUGAGACAGCCUGCGCACACAAUACCAUUAUAUAAAUAUGCAUUCUGUUCAUUCUCUAACGUUUUAAGUAGUUGGUGUCAAUAUGAAGCUUUAAAAUAUGUUAGUUUUCCAACGCAAGUGUUGGCUAAGGCAUCCAAAAUAAUACCUGUGAUGAUUAUGGGUAAAAUUGUUUCUCGAUCCAAAUAUGAAUAUUAUGAAUAUGUUACUGCAGUAUUUAUAUCAAUUGGUAUGAUGAUGUUCAUGUUAGGAAGUACUGAUCAUGAAAGUGAUGGUACAACCACUUUUUCUGGAGUGAUGCUGCUGGGAACUUACAUGACUUUAGAUAGUUUUACCAGUAAUUGGCAGAAUGCUUUGUUUAAAGACUAUGGUGUCAGCACUAUUCAAAUGAUGUGUGCUGUCAACUUAUUUUCAGUUUUAUUGACAGCUACAUCUUUAUUUCAACAAGAAGGUUUAGUUUAUUCUCUAUCUUUUAUGACAACUUAUCCUCAGUUUACAUUUGAUUGUAUAUUGAUUUCAAUCUUUUCCACCACGGGUCAGUUGUACAUAUAUUAUACAAUCUCCAAUUUUGGAGCAGUGACUUUCAUCAUAAUGAUGACUAUUCGUCAGGGCUUUGCAAUAUUACUAUCAUGUAUCACUUAUCAUCACUACAUCACACCUCUUGGAGUAAUUGGUAUAAUUAUAGUUUUUCUAGCUGUGUUCCUGCGUAUUUAUUGCAAUAACAGAUUACGUGCUAUAAAAAAGAGACGAGCUGAGGCUAUCAGUAUAAAAAAUAAGUCUUAAGUGAGAAUUUUUCAAAAAAAUUAUUUAUUUAUUACACUGUACAUGCUGUAAAUAAUUCAACUUAGGAGAAAUGAUCUCACACUCUAGGCUAAUGAGUAAUGAAGGAACAAAUUCUCAAAGAGAAUAAUCGUUAAUAUUAAUGUUAACUGAUAAUGUUAACUUAUAUUGUUCAAACAGUAUAAUUUCACUUCAUUGUCACAUUACACAAGUUUAAAAUAAA
Molecule: messenger RNA, 1880 nt
Organism: Trichogramma pretiosum
Lineage: Eukaryota; Metazoa; Arthropoda; Insecta; Hymenoptera; Trichogrammatidae
Product: adenosine 3'-phospho 5'-phosphosulfate transporter 1
Exons: 7
Coding region: 317-1660 (447 amino acids)
Biological process (GO): transmembrane transport
Cellular component (GO): endoplasmic reticulum membrane; Golgi membrane
Molecular function (GO): 3'-phosphoadenosine 5'-phosphosulfate transmembrane transporter activity
Source: RefSeq, a predicted model, not a curated record